AUGUCUGAACCGGAUGAUUUCUAUGAUAAACUUUCGGAAACUUUUCCUUGUUCAACAAAGGGUAUGCGAAGUCCGACAGUUCCAACAUCAGUUCAUGCUCUACGACCGGGUGAUAUUCAAUGUGUUGCAGCCAUGGGCGACAGUUUGACAGCAGCCUUGGGUGCUAAAGCCAUAACCCCAGCCGGUCUUCUGUUAGAGAAUCGAGGUGUUGCUUGGUCUAUCGGUGGUGAUGGUACCUUUAAGAAAGUAGUGACAUUACCCAAUAUUCUUCGUCUUUAUAAUCCGAAAUUGAAAGGUUUUUCAACCAAAAGUUCAAUAGCAUUUCUCAAUGGUCAAAACGCAAAACACAAUGGACUUAGUGUCGCAAAAUCGGGUGUUGACUCAUAUGGUAUGGUCGAGCAAGUUGAUAUUCUCUUAUAUCGCAUAGAGAAAGAAGGACUCUGCGAUUGGAAUAAUGAUUGGAAGCUAAUUACUUUUUUUAUUGGAGCAAAUGAUUUAUGCGAUUUCUGUGAAGAAUCAAUGGCAUAUGAUCCACCACAUUAUAUCGGACGGGUUCGUGAGGCACUUGAUCGCUUGUACAAUGCUAAUCUACCUCGUACAUUGAUAAAUCUUGUACCCGUACUCAAUGUUACCUUUGCAAAACAACUUAAAGAUGGCAAUAUUGUUUGUGGACUUCUUCAAAAAUCUUCAUGUCCAUGUGCAGCAUAUCCUACUCCAGAACAAGAGGACAUAUUAAAGGAGUGGAUUCCUGGAUAUCAACAAGGUCUUUUUGACCUAGUUAAUACACAUUCUUAUGAUAGUCGUGAUGAUUUCACUGUUGUUGUUCAACCAUUCUUCAUUCACACUGAACUACCUGAAAAAAAUGGAAAAAUCGAUUAUAGUUAUUUUGCUCCUGAUUGUUUUCAUUUGAGCGCCAAGGGUCAUGCAGUCGCAGCAUUAUCACUUUGGAAUAAUAUGUUCGAACGAGUUGGCCAGAAAAAAACUGCAUGGCACAAGGGUGAACCAUUUGAAUGUCCUACGGAAGACCAUCCUUAUAUCUAUACAUGGAACAAUUCGAUUCCAAAAUAG
Rotaria sordida is the source of this 1068-nucleotide messenger RNA. The record is from the annotation of a GenBank genome assembly. NCBI's taxonomy places the organism in Eukaryota, Metazoa, Rotifera, Eurotatoria, Philodinida, Philodinidae.